AGAUAGCUAUACUGAGAGGUAGUACCUGGUACGGAGCUCGAGAAAGGUCCACAGACAGGUAGCUAUACUGAGAGGCAGUACCAGGUACUCUCUAUCUACCAUGAUGUUGCGGUUGUGUGCAGUCCUUGUGUUAGCCGUCCUGCCGGCCACAGUGCUGGGUCUCUCCGCGGACGAGAUCGCCGCCUUCACGGCCCGUACCCACACGGAGAUCAACACGAACAUGCAGGGGACGGUGUCUGUCACGCAGGACGGCGACACGCUGGUUCUGACGUCGAACGGGAUCCCCGACCACGCCACGUGGACGUUCCCCAGCAGGGACAACCCGAACGACCUCACGGCACAGAGCUACACAUGGCGCAUCCCGGUGACGCCUACCCGGGCCUCCUCUCCCGGUUGUCUGGGGCAGGGGCCGAUCGGCAUGGCCGUCAACGGCAUCCCGAUCUACAACCCCUUCAACAGGGACUGUCAGGACGCCGUGACGAACGAGGUGCUGGACGACUGCGACGGACAUCCCGCCGAACGGGGAGACUACCACUACCACCACGAAGCGAACUGUCUCCCGGACAAUGCCGAGAGCGACUCGGGUGCUUCAGGCAUCGUUGGGGUGGCGUUUGACGGUAUCGCCAUCUACGGCCCGCGGAAGGAGGACGGGACGCUGUACGUACACGAUGACCUGGACGCCUGCCACGGCAUCACCGUCAACGGAACGUACAGGUAUCACAUGACCUCGGACUUCCCCUACUUCAUUGGCUGUUACUAUGGAGAGGUCCUGGCCAAUAGCGGGGCGAGGACUGAGUGCAGUUGUGACGUACAGGCCUACCUAUCCGGCACAGCUGUGUCGUCGGCAAUGGGCACUGCGCUAUUGCUUGGCUUGUGCUUGUUCACUCUAUUCAUCUCUUCCUUGGUGUAAGGUAGUAUUGGGUACCAUGCUCCGUAGUUACUACCGACUGCCACCAACGACCAGCCUAUGAUACCCAGGCUAGGUGUAAGUAAGGUACAGAUGAAGAAAGAAGCAUAGCAAAUGCCUUUACAAAGUAACUUCAAUUUGAUAAUUGGUUUGAAUAGAUCAGCUGCUACAUGUACUUGCGUAUUUUCAGCAGCCCUAGUAUACUUUGAACUGUCACGAUGUUACAAUAUAACACUUAUCGGGAUAGAAACAAGAAUAGACACAAAGGGAGCUGAAAAUAUUCACUGUGUCUUUACUGAUGAUGUUUCUCACUGCUCCAUGUCAGUCGGAGCUGAAAUGUUAAUAACCUUUUUUUGUGC
Messenger RNA from Branchiostoma belcheri (Belcher's lancelet), 1266 nucleotides. RefSeq lists its product as uncharacterized. NCBI's taxonomy places the organism in Eukaryota, Metazoa, Chordata, Leptocardii, Amphioxiformes, Branchiostomatidae. The transcript has 5 exons. The coding region runs from base 101 to 910 and encodes 269 amino acids. The record is from RefSeq and is a predicted model, not a curated record.